AUUCCGGUGCUGAGCCUGAUGUUGGUGAUGAAGGGGAGUAAAUUUCCUGUGCGUUGCAAGGACGUGUCAUCCUUUGCCUCUGAAAAGGUCAUCAGGCAUACGGUACCGUUGCCCCUGGAUGACUCGAACACCAUUUGACGGUCACUAACUCAUCACGACACCAACGGCUCUGACAGAGGCAGGCAGCCAGGAGCUCCGUAUGAAUAACAAAGCAAUCAAAGAAAGUGGUGAUGAGACGAGUCGUCCGACCCCCAAGGCAAGCCUCGCUCCCUCCAGUAAAAUUGGCGUGGUUAGCUGGCCCAUCCCGCGAAGGAUCGAGGGCAGUGGUUGGCCGAGACAGUGCCACCGCCUUUCUGUCUCUGAAAUGGGGGAGCUCCGGCACCCAAAACAGGAGGAUGGCCAAGGGCACACUACUGGUAAGUACAGCUGGGGGGGGGACUGGUGUGGUCAUCACGGCAGGCAACUGGAAGAAACUUGACUGGCUCAGGGAAUUGCAGACCGCUGAAAUUACGACUCUGUCCCACGAUCGAAAUAUCCACAGGACUCAGGAGGAGUCAAGGACCCAUACCUCCGCAGCAAGGUGUCAGCAGCGAGAGGCCGAAGGGGGCAGUUCGGGGCAGUUCCGGAGGCAGUUCGAGUCCAGCUCUGAGCAAUUAUUGCAAUGGGCAUGUGUCUGUCUUGCGAGUUCCUGUGUUCACGUGAGGGGAAAGGGGCGCUGCUCUGGCUAGAAUGAGUUCUGUGCAGCUGGAGCAUCGAAAGCCGUCUGUUGAGCCACGGGCAGUGAACGUACUCCGUAAUUUAACAAUAAGAGACCAGUGUUGGCGGGCGGAGAACAAAAGG
Molecule: messenger RNA, 840 nt
Organism: Hyaloscypha bicolor E
Lineage: Eukaryota; Fungi; Ascomycota; Leotiomycetes; Helotiales; Hyaloscyphaceae
Exons: 1
Coding region: 231-728 (165 amino acids)
Source: RefSeq, a predicted model, not a curated record